GCCGCCGCUGUGCAGCCUCGCCUUCGCCUCCCGCGUUUCCUGCCUCCCGCCCUCCCGCGGCCGGGCUCCAGGGGCUGCCGCCUAGCCGCUCAAGGCGGGAGAGCGGCUCAGAGCGCGCACGGGGGCGGGCGGAGGCGGCCCGGUGCGGGGCGGCCGCGCUGGAGAGAGGCGCGCGCCGAGACGCCGGCCCCCUCUCGGCGUUUGCUUGCUCGAUCCCCGCCUCCCGCACUCCGCUCGCUCCCACCCCUUCUCGGCGUGAUUGAUCCGUCACGGGAGCCGCCGCCGCGGCCGUUCUGAGCGAACAGCAGUCGGAGCCCGAGCCGAAGCCGGGGCCCGAGCCGGCGCCAUUGCGCGGGCGCCGCGGGGAGAGCUUGGCGCCGGGCGGCGGGCCGGGCCAGGCCAUGCGGGCCGAGUGAGCCGGCGCCCGCAGCCCGCGGCGCGGCAUGGCUUCCCCGCGGAGCUCCGGGCAGCCCGGGCCGCCGCCGCCGCCGCCACCGCCGCCGCCGCCCGCGCGCCCGCUGCUGCUCCUGCUGCUGCCGCUGCUGCUACUGCUGGCGCCCGGGGCCUGGGGCUGGGCGCGGGGUGCCCCCCGGCCGCCGCCCAGCAGCCCGCCGCUCUCCAUCAUGGGCCUCAUGCCGCUCACCAAGGAGGUGGCCAAGGGCAGCAUCGGGCGCGGCGUGCUCCCCGCCGUGGAACUGGCCAUCGAGCAGAUCCGCAACGAGUCACUCCUGCGCCCCUACUUCCUCGACCUGCGGCUCUACGACACCGAGUGUGAUAAUGCCAAAGGAUUGAAAGCCUUCUAUGACGCCAUUAAAUACGGCCCAAAUCAUUUGAUGGUGUUUGGAGGCGUCUGUCCGUCUGUCACGUCCAUCAUCGCCGAGUCCCUCCAGGGCUGGAAUCUGGUGCAGCUUUCCUUUGCUGCCACCACGCCAGUCCUAGCUGAUAAGAAAAAAUACCCUUACUUCUUCCGGACGGUGCCGUCRGACAACGCGGUGAACCCGGCCAUCCUGAAGCUGCUGAAGCACUACCACUGGAAGCGUGUGGGCACGCUCACGCAGGACGUGCAGAGGUUCUCCGAGGUGAGGAACGACCUGACCGGGGUUCUGUAUGGUGAGGACAUUGAGAUUUCGGACACUGAGAGCUUCUCCAAUGAUCCCUGCACCAGCGUCAAAAAGCUUAAGGGCAACGAUGUGCGGAUCAUCCUUGGCCAGUUUGACCAGAAUAUGGCAGCAAAAGUGUUCUGUUGUGCCUUCGAGGAGAACAUGUACGGCAGCAAGUAUCAGUGGAUCAUCCCUGGCUGGUACGAGCCUUCCUGGUGGGAGCAGGUGCACAUGGAGGCCAACUCCUCUCGCUGCGUCCGGAAGAAUCUACUCGCCGCCAUGGAAGGCUACAUCGGUGUGGACUUCGAACCUCUGAGCUCCAAACAGAUCAAGACCAUCUCAGGAAAGACUCCGCAGCAGUAUGAGAGGGAGUACAACAACAAGCGCUCAGGUGUGGGGCCCAGCAAGUUCCACGGCUAUGCCUACGAUGGCAUUUGGGUGAUCGCCAAGACACUGCAGAGGGCCAUGGAGACUUUGCACGCCAGCAGCCGGCACCAGCGGAUCCAGGACUUCAACUACACAGACCACACGCUGGGCAGGAUCAUCCUCAAUGCCAUGAAUGAGACCAACUUCUUUGGGGUCACGGGUCAAGUUGUGUUCCGGAACGGGGAGAGAAUGGGGACCAUUAAAUUUACUCAAUUUCAAGACAGCAGGGAAGUGAAGGUGGGGGAGUACAACGCUGUGGCUGACACCCUGGAGAUCAUCAAUGACACCAUCAGGUUCCAAGGAUCCGAACCGCCCAAGGACAAGACCAUCAUCCUGGAGCAGCUCCGGAAGAUCUCCCUGCCUCUCUACAGCAUCCUCUCGGCCCUCACCAUCCUCGGCAUGAUCAUGGCCAGUGCUUUUCUCUUCUUCAACAUCAAGAAUCGGAAUCAAAAGCUGAUCAAGAUGUCAAGUCCCUACAUGAACAAUCUGAUCAUCCUCGGAGGAAUGCUUUCCUACGCCUCCAUUUUUCUCUUUGGUCUUGAUGGAUCCUUUGUCUCGGAAAAGACCUUCGAAACCCUCUGCACUGUCAGGACCUGGAUCCUCACCGUGGGUUACACAACUGCCUUUGGAGCGAUGUUUGCAAAGACAUGGAGGGUCCAUGCCAUCUUCAAAAAUGUGAAAAUGAAGAAGAAGAUUAUCAAAGACCAGAAACUGCUCGUGAUCGUCGGGGGCAUGCUGCUCAUCGAUCUGUGCAUCCUGAUCUGCUGGCAGGCCGUGGAUCCCCUGCGGAGGACAGUGGAGAGGUACAGCAUGGAGCCGGACCCAGCAGGCCGGGACAUCUCCAUCCGCCCACUCCUGGAGCACUGCGAGAACACCCACAUGACCAUCUGGCUCGGCAUCGUCUACGCCUACAAAGGGCUUCUCAUGUUGUUCGGUUGUUUCUUAGCUUGGGAGACCCGCAACGUCAGCAUCCCUGCACUCAAUGACAGCAAGUACAUCGGGAUGAGUGUCUACAACGUGGGCAUCAUGUGCAUCAUUGGGGCCGCUGUGUCCUUCCUGACCCGGGACCAGCCCAACGUGCAGUUCUGCAUUGUGGCUCUGGUCAUCAUCUUCUGCAGCACCAUCACCCUCUGCCUGGUGUUUGUGCCAAAGCUCAUCACUCUGAGAACAAACCCAGAUGCAGCAACUCAGAACAGGAGAUUCCAGUUCACUCAGAACCAGAGAAAAGAAGACUCCAAAACAUCCACUUCGGUCACCAGCGUGAACCAAGCAAGCACGUCCCGCCUAGAGGGCCUGCAGUCGGAAAACCACCGCCUGCGGAUGAAGAUCACCGAGCUGGACAAAGAUUUGGAGGAGGUCACCAUGCAGCUGCAGGACACACCAGAAAAGACCACGUACAUUAAACAGAACCACUACCAAGAGCUCAACGACAUCCUCAACCUUGGGAACUUCACAGAGAGCACAGAUGGGGGAAAGACCAUUUUAAAAAAUCACCUCGAUCAAAAUCCCCAGCUACAGUGGAACCCAACAGAAUCCUCCCGAACAUGCAAAGAUCCCAUAGAAGAUAUCAACUCCCCAGAACACAUCCAGCGCCGGCUGUCCCUCCAGCUCCCCAUCCUCCACCACGCCUACCUCCCGUCCAUCGGAGGCGUGGACGCCAGCUGUGUCAGCCCCUGCGUCAGCCCCACCGCCAGCCCCCGCCACAGACACGUGCCACCCUCCUUCCGAGUCAUGGUCUCGGGCCUGUAAGGGUGGGAGGCUUGGGCUGGGGCCUCCCCGUGACCGCACCAUUGCCGGCAGAGGCGUCUGCCACAGGCACACUGUGGGCUCCGGCCGUGGAGAAGCGGGGCACCAUGGCCRCCUCUCGGGACUGCGCGGCUGGCCCUCAAGUGGACGGGACGGGGGACGUGGCACCUGACCUCGAGCCUUAUUUGUGAAGUUCUUAUUCUUUCACAAAGAAGAGGAAUGGAAAUGACUUCUUCCAUAAUGUCUACAAACAAGGAGAGCUGGGAUAGUUGAAACUUGCAAAAAACAAAACAAAACAAAAACAAAAUUCUAGACAAGGAGAGAGGCCUAGACUCCAGCUAGACUCAAGGAGAAGCCCUGAGCAGCCUCGGGAAGAAGCCAGGGCUUCCGGAGAAACCGCCUCUGUACUCUGCACACACAUCACCAUCUGUGGCCCCCACCAGCCCUCCUCCACAUGGGUGGGGGAGAAGGUGAGCAGGGCCACCAGGUCCCCAGCUGCCAGCCCAGCCCACCUCAGCCUCCCUGGCACAGGGAGUCCAUGGGAAGGGCACACAGGCACCGGCCCUGGGGCUGGGGAACCMGAGCAGGCAGACUCGCAUGCUCCCUGGGGGGGCCUCCAUCACCGAAUGAGAUGUUUGUUACUCUGAUAAAUGCCACACAUUAACACAAUAACAACCGUUCCGGGACGUGGGGAUUUAGGGCAUGUCGCUGCAGACACGCUCUGCAGCAUCACCGACAGUCUGUCAAGCACCCACCAUGUUGGCCGUGUCCUUGUGUUCAUAUCAAGUGUUCCCGGAAAUAAGGGGGACCACCCGAGCUAAUCACGGAAUGUCUGUUCCCAGCAAACAUGAUAGAGAAAGAUGUGCACUUUAACCUCUCCCAUCAGGGCCCAAGGGCUGGCUGGGAUUUUUUUUUUUUUUUCCACUGACUUUGUUUCUGACCAAAGUGAAUCGAGGGCAUUCUGCUAAAAGACAUCCCUGGUGUCACAGGGGAAGAGUUGCUGGCUGAGGGCUUCCCUUGGCUUCCAGAAGGCAGCCUUCCAUCCAGAUGAGCCRGUGAGCUCUCCCCUUGGGAUCACUGGGGACCAUCGGUCAGCAGACUGAUUCCCAUUCAUAAGAUCACUCUUCCCAUUAAAUGAACCCCAAAGAGCACUGGCGUGGGAGUCAGGCAGACCUGGGUUCAAGUCCUCAGUCCCCUUGACUCCCCGCGUGACCUUGGGCAAGUCACCAGUUUCUCUCUGAGCCUCAGUUUCCCCUCUGUAACAGGUUGGGGUUGAAAUAACACCCGUCCUGCCUACCUCACAGGGUCACUCUGAGGAUCGACACCUGAUCUCAUCCAGGAAAGCUUUGUCCCAAACAGUAAGCAGCCCUGACCUGUGAGGUACCAGUGUGACUAUGACCUUCAGCCCUCACUACAGCCGGGGUGCGGCCCAGAGAAGCUUCCGGUACAGCCCUCUGCCUGAAACAACCUGGCUGGAGGGAGACUCCCAACGACUUUUCUGACAUUCCUAGACAGGUUCAUUCUUUGCUAAAGAAAGGCCUGAAGGACAACGUCCAGGACGUCUGCACAACCGAGCACUUCGCUCCAUCCCUAAAGAAUCCUAAUGGCAGCUUCAACAGGCAGGCAAUAAUCUCUUCCCAGAACCACUGCAGUCAGGAACACRCUGUUGYCACCACCAGGCUUUGACGAAAGGGCCCACGGGAAUCACCAUCGCCAACAYUUCCAACACCCCAGUUCGCGUAGCUUUCCCCUCCCCUCCCUCAAGGAGAGGUUAUGGAGGUACUGUAGCUUUUAGGGAAAAAAAAAAAAGUUCACACAUCACAGGUCAAGUUGAAGUCAUUCUCUGUUUAGGCACUAAAAAUCGUGUUGUCACUCUGUGUAUUACCAGUAUUUACUUGCUUUCUUGAUUUCACCAAAACCAAAUUUAAUUUAAAGGAUCACAUUAAUUUUUCAAAGGGAAAGAGACACUUAAUUGUACAUAAUGUAUACACACACAUGCACACACAUGCACACACAGCACACACACAAAUACCUGUAGAAAUAUUAUUCCAGCAUAGCAGGAAAAAACAAAACUAAAGUAUUGGACUGCCGGAGGUGAGCGUGCGUCUGUAAACCUUUGUGACUCCCAAACGUGCUCUGUCUUCUAGGUUAACCCACAAAGUACAUUCUCUUGUCUUACUGAUCCUGUAGGUUUACCCAUCUUGUUUUUUAAUUUUCCGAGAAUAACAAGACACACAGAAGUGACUCUAGCUAUUCCAUGGUUCUGUUCUUUUAUAUGCAGCAAACACACCCGGUCCAUUUCCCAAGAGGCUUCGGCCUGAAGGCAUUUUCCAAUGAUGUUUAGUGCACAAAUGCUUUAAAUUAGACUGGAACUGCCAGAAUCAAAUGUAAAUGAGGAAUUUCUCGUACCCCUACUGCAUGGUAUCAAUUUUUAAUAAAUUGUUGCAAAAUUGUUUUUAUGAAUAAAAGGAAAAAAAAUUUGUCUU
Messenger RNA from Urocitellus parryii (Arctic ground squirrel), 5758 nucleotides. It is a transcript of the gene Gabbr2, whose product is annotated as gamma-aminobutyric acid type B receptor subunit 2. Lineage: Eukaryota; Metazoa; Chordata; Mammalia; Rodentia; Sciuridae. Gene Ontology annotation, cellular component: membrane; G protein-coupled receptor heterodimeric complex. Gene Ontology annotation, molecular function: G protein-coupled GABA receptor activity. The record is from RefSeq and is a predicted model, not a curated record. Gene Ontology annotation, biological process: G protein-coupled receptor signaling pathway; gamma-aminobutyric acid signaling pathway.